This is a messenger RNA of Saccostrea echinata, 875 nucleotides long. Its product is annotated as homeobox protein Nkx-6.2-like. Lineage: Eukaryota; Metazoa; Mollusca; Bivalvia; Ostreida; Ostreidae. Bases 69 to 875 code for a protein of 268 amino acids. Gene Ontology annotation, biological process: regulation of transcription by RNA polymerase II; cell differentiation. Gene Ontology annotation, molecular function: DNA-binding transcription factor activity, RNA polymerase II-specific; RNA polymerase II cis-regulatory region sequence-specific DNA binding. The transcript is spliced from 3 exons. Gene Ontology annotation, cellular component: nucleus. The record is from RefSeq and is a predicted model, not a curated record.
GAAGACAGCUUGGUAAAAACGUGCUUUAAUUAAGUAGAUAAAGUAUCUAACGUCGACAAACAACAAGAAUGCUGGACUAUUGCUCAAAUGACAAUGGGACGUCGGGGUUUCACCAAAAUGCCAGUCCUAACUCCAUGUCCAUGGCAUCACUACUGAACAUGAAUGUUAAUAUGGACUCUACCGGGAGACAACCGGCGUUUGUGCUAAGUUCUCCCCCUUUAGCAGCCCUUCAUAAUAUGACAGAAAUGAAAGCCCCAGUGACGUCGUCAGCUGCAGCCAAUUUCUUGACGUCAGCCCAGUAUCAGCAAUCUUUGAAGAAUUUUUCCGCCAAUUCCACCCCUCAUGGAAUUCAGGAUAUCCUGAGUCGACCUCAGAUUCAUGCUCUAGGACUUUCCAGGUUAAAUGCUGCUGGGAUGUACUUAAAUUCGCAAUGCAGAAUGCCCAAGUUGGCGGAACUUCCCGGACGACCGCCUAUUUACUGGCCGGGACUUCUCAAUGGUCAAAGCUGGCGACCCAACAGUACAGGAAACAUUGUAGUGGACAAAGAUGGGAAAAAGAAACACACACGACCAACUUUCUCCGGGCAGCAAAUUUUUGCUCUGGAAAAAACAUUUGAACAGACCAAAUACUUAGCUGGUCCCGAGAGAGCACGAUUGGCCUACGCGCUAGGGAUGUCCGAGAGCCAAGUCAAGGUUUGGUUCCAAAACAGACGAACAAAAUGGAGAAAGAAACAUGCAGCGGAAAUGGCAUCGGCAAAGAAAAAGCAAGAACAAGCCGAGGACCUGGAAACUUCCGAUAUAGAGGAUGACCAAUCGUCUGACAGCAGUAAACUGCGUGACCAAAUGUCAGAAUACUUAGAACAAGCUGGCUUGUAG